This is a messenger RNA of Silurus meridionalis, 1834 nucleotides long. RefSeq lists its product as uncharacterized. The record is from RefSeq and is a predicted model, not a curated record. Bases 753 to 1409 code for a protein of 218 amino acids. Lineage: Eukaryota; Metazoa; Chordata; Actinopteri; Siluriformes; Siluridae. The transcript has 7 exons.
UUGGGCAUGAUAAAAAUCUAACACUAUCACAACAGGGCUUCAUUUGCUGUCACUUGCUAAGAGCGAGUAUUUUCUAACGAACCCUACAAGCAAUCAGAUCUGCGCAUGUGCUGUAGAAGUCAUUGGACGUCUCGCGCCGUGCCGACAUUUUCACAAUUCGAGGAUCUCUUCAUGUAAAGCUAACAAACACUGCACAAGUGGAGCACUCUUCCGAAAGAGGGAGAAGAGAAAGACUUCUCUUCGGUGUGGUGUGCUGGGCAGUGACUGUAAGAGUGGACGAUUUUGAGUAGCGGAUGACUUUCCAACCAUCUUGAUGCAGUGGACCUGUAAGCAGUGCAUUUUUGCCACAGAUAAAAGAGAAGAGUUGUUGGCUUGGCUUCAUGGAUCCUGACUUUGAUAAUUCCCUCUGCAACCUUGAUGAUGUACAAGAUUUGCCGCCUACAAAAGCUAUUGUCAAGGUCAUACCAUUGGUGACACUGACACUGAUACCUACCUCUACCCCCAGUGUAAAAUGGGAAACUAUUGCACUAAACUGAGAAAAGCUGGAUGUGCAGAGGUUGCAAUAAACAUGGGGAUAAAGUGCGCCCUGCAAAUGGCACCAAAAGGCCUCGAAAGACCAAAAAGGAAUGAGGUGAAUUACUUACCUAACCUACCUGAGGGCCAGAAUGAAGAUGGACUAGAGGCUGAAAGAAAGCUCCUGGUUAAAGAAAUGAAAAAAACGGAACCCCAGUGGAACUGUUAUUGCUUCAAAGAUGGAUCAGACCUUCCCACUGCGGAGACGGGAGAUUGUGGAGACCGAACCUCUAGUGAAAACCCUGAAAGAGCGGUGGCCUGCCCUUUUUUCAGAAAGACAAGUAUAUGCAAAGUUCAACAGGAUUGCCACCACAAAUCUAGAAAAUGAUUUUUUUGAUGCGUUGGACUGCUUCACACCACGCUUCGUCCAUAUCUUCAAGUCCAAGAAAGGAAGUGUUGAAGAAAAACUAGCUGAAAUUGUGCAGCAGGUUGAUUCAGGCAAGUCAGAUGUGACAGCAGUACAUAGCCUUUUUCUCAGAGGCCUCCCAAUACUACUUGGUGACGAUCCAAGUAACUUCUACAACACUGCCUUUGAUUCAAACGAUAAUGAGGGCUGGGCACAGGUGACUGUUGGCUUGCUAACUGUUAUCAGCGAAGAUGCACCUGUGUUUUCAAGUCAUCUCCACUUAAACCUACUUUCAACUGCCAUCAUUCUGGAAGGAGGUAUUGUGAUGGACAAUCUCACAAGCUUACCACAAGCAUUUUGCCUUUUGUUUGGUCUGUCUUAUGCUCACCACCUUGAAUACCCAAGAGCCAUGAGAAACACGUUAAACUUCAUCCAGAGAGUGAUGCUUAGGCUGGGAGAAAACAAACUCCCCCAAGACUCAAAACUCUAGAACUCUAGAACUCUAAACUCUAGAACUCUAAAAAUCUCCUGUUGAGUAAGUGAAAUUAUUGAAGAGUUAGUUGAAGAGUAGUAGUAGUGCUGGUUGAUAUUGUUGCCAUUGGUCAGUCAUUAUUGCACUAUUUUAAAAUUAUUUUUUGUUUUUGUUAUUGUGUUGAAAGCAAAAAACACUCGCUGCAGAUACAUAGAGGUUUUUAAAUGCCUUAUGCUCAGACUAUUCUGUUAGUAUAAUUUAUAUUUAACAAUUAUUCUUGCAAUUGUUCUUGCAAUCCUGCUGCACACACAGCACUUCGUAACUGCAGGUGAAAGACAAUUGGGUUCGGUUAAAAGCAUCACCAAAAGUGCAUUUGAUUGACUGAGUGAUGUUAUGGCUAUUAAUGGUUUGGCACUAUGUUGCUUAUGUGUAUGAGAGCAGUG